Molecule: messenger RNA, 846 nt
Organism: Rubroshorea leprosula
Lineage: Eukaryota; Viridiplantae; Streptophyta; Magnoliopsida; Malvales; Dipterocarpaceae
Source: the annotation of a GenBank genome assembly
UAAGAAUGGAACGCAAAGGCGCGUUUGCAAUUGCGUUGAUCUGCAUUGUGGUGGCCGGCGUCGGUGGUCAAGCUCCGGCCGGGGCUCCGACUACGACUCCGGAGGCAGCUAAAACACCGGCCGUGGCUCCAGCUACAGCUCCUGCUAAACAGAAAUCGUCACCAGCUCCCUCCACUAGUACCGCAUCAACACCUCCAGCUUCUGCUCCUGCUCCUGCUCCUGUAAAGACUACGGUUCCGACCCCGGUGUCUACUCCACCGGCUUUCUCCUCCUGCUUCGGUUCCUAUGAGCUCUCCACCUGCAAAAUCACCUCCUGCUUCUGCACCAACGACGCCUCCGGACAGCUCACCACCCGGGCGGUUCCAGCGCCUGCACCGAGCAAGAAGUCAAAGAAAGAAAAUGCACCUGCUCCUUCCCCUGCUUUGCUUGGACUUCCUGGUUCCAGUCCCGAAGCUUCCACUCCUGGUCCUUCUGGAGCUGCCAAUGAGAACGGAGCAGAAACGAUCAGAAGUGUGCAAAAUAUGGUAGGAGGCUUGGCAUUGGGAUGGGGUGCCAUCGCUCUGAUCUUCUAGAGAAAUCUGGAUGUACUGUCGUUUUUUAUUCCAUUUGUCUUUUUUUUAUAAAUAUUGAUUACUAAUUGUUUGGUUGCUGGAGGGUGGUAGUGUGGUUUUAUCUUAAUUAUCUUAGGAUUUUACCACGCAUCUUCGCUUGUAUUCCUUUGUGGAGAUAGAUACUGCAGUUUUUUCAGUUCGCUGUUUUAUUACUUUUGGACUCCUGUAAGAUGCUUCCUCUGUCCUUCAACAGUAUUCCCCUUUCAUUUGUCUUAUAUAAAAAAAAAAUUUAAAU